Messenger RNA from Amoebophrya sp. A120, 1487 nucleotides. The record is from the annotation of a GenBank genome assembly. NCBI's taxonomy places the organism in Eukaryota, Dinophyceae, Syndiniales, Amoebophryaceae.
AAAUGUUGUAGGGCCUACUUUGGGUUUUUGUUCGCUGUAAGUCCCUGUAGACGUUAGAAAUACGGGUCGCCUAGUGGCAAAAAUCUCUGGAUUUUUAUCUCCCAAGCCUCGACUUUUAUCAAACGAGGCUGACUACUUGUACCUGUAGUAAGUGUCGGUAGUUGACCACACUGGCAGUAGCAUAAAAGCGAAAAUCAUGUCCGACGCAAAGAUUAGUACGCUGCUGAUCGCCAAUCGGUCGGAGUGCGCUCUGCGCAUCGCGCGGACCUGCCGAAAGUUGGGCAUCAAAGCGGUGGGCAUUUACGCAUCGCCCGAUGCACAGAGUCUGCAUCGCGAACAGCUAGAUGAAUGCCAUGAGGUGCCGAGCUACACCGAUGCGGAGGCCAUUCUGGGGGUGGCCAAAAAAGCCGGUGCCGACGCCAUCCACCCGGGGUAUGGGUUUCUGUAUGGAUUGCAAAAAUGUCUGGGUCUGGAAAGAAUGGGAUUUGUGAUGCUACCUGUCGACGAUAGAAAAAUCUGUAUUGCAUGAGCAGCAAAAGCUGCUUGAAUUUUUGCCACCCGGAGAGGGCAUUUCUCAUGCAGAAUAGGCAUUGCCAAGGCUUUGCGAGAACUGUGAUGCUACGGCAUGCAUCACAGGCAUCAUGGGUCAUGUACAAUUGUGCAUGACAAACUCCCCGAAUCUUCCAGACCCAGACAUUUUUGCAUUUGAUAUUCUGUCUGAGAACCCAACUUUCGCGAAACAGGUGCUAAAUAGUGGGCUCCUUUGGGUUGGCCCCGAUGUCCGAUCCAUGGAGACUUUCGGGUUGAAAGAUAAGGCGCGGGAGGUAUUAUCGCUAAGUCGAGUUUUUCAUGAACGUGCAGAAAUAAGUAGUUUAUUCCGGCAUAAAAAUGUUUCCGGGAAAUAAAACAGCACCACCAUCGCUGCAUUUUUCACCAACGGCAGACGAUGACAAACAGACUAAAAAUUGCCACCUGGUCUAAACCUACAACAUUUCAUUCGGUUUUCAAUUUUUCAACUGCUGUUUCUUUGUAAACUCUUCUUGUUCACGCAUUAAUUCUCGCAAAAAUCGUUGACCUUUUAGGCUGCGGUUGCCUGUGGUGUGCCCGUUAGCGAGGGGUCUCCACUGCUGGCCAGCGUGGACGAGGCGUGCGCGUACGCCGAGAAAGUUGGCGGCUAUCCGGUAAUUCUGAAGCCGACGGGCGGCGGUGGCGGUAUCGGAAUGACCGUGGUUCGGUCGGAGAGCGAGAUGCGCCCCGCGUUCGAAGCCGCACAGACGCUGGCGGGGAAGUUUUUCGGCGAGAAGAACCUGCUGCUGGAGAAGUACGUCGAGCAGGGGCGCCACAUUGAAGUGCAAAUUUUUGGGGACGGGAAGGAGAAGGUGGCCCAUUUGGGCGAGCGCGAGUGCUCCGUGCAACGGCGCAACCAGAAGGUGGUGGAGGAAACCCCCAGCCCUAGUCUACCCCAUUCGGUGCGCACGGAACUCCUC